Messenger RNA from Pogoniulus pusillus (Red-fronted tinkerbird), 1177 nucleotides. RefSeq names its product adenylate kinase 1 (gene AK1). Gene Ontology annotation, molecular function: nucleoside diphosphate kinase activity; ATP binding; AMP kinase activity. Gene Ontology annotation, biological process: ATP metabolic process; nucleoside triphosphate biosynthetic process. Gene Ontology annotation, cellular component: cytoplasm. Bases 16 to 1023 code for a protein of 335 amino acids. NCBI's taxonomy places the organism in Eukaryota, Metazoa, Chordata, Aves, Piciformes, Lybiidae. The transcript has 8 exons. The record is from RefSeq and is a predicted model, not a curated record.
GUGGGGAGCCCCGGGAUGUCCCGGGGACCCCAAACCCAGCAGAGCGGAGAACGUGCAGCGCGGUGCCGGAGCGGGGCGCGCCCCUCGGCCGUGCAGGGGUUAACCGCCUCCGGGGCCGGCCCGAGGACGCCCGGUGCUCCGGGGGUGGCAGUGCCGCCCGCCCCAGCGCUGCCCGUCCCCUGCCCGUCCCCUGCCCGCCGCUCCCGGCAUGCAGCGCGGCGCAGCCAUCUCUAUAUAGCGGUAAAAAUAGCCGGGCGGGAGCGCAGGCAGCGGCCCGGCCCCGCGCCCAGAGGCACUUCCACAUCACCCUCACCCUGCACCCAUGGGCCAAGCACUGCACUGGAUCAGACCCUGAGCCCACAGCAAAGAGUAGGGCUGCCCCCAGCCCUCCGUGGCCCAUCCAAGCCUGAAGUGCUCCUGUGCCUGAAUCGCGGCAGCAUGUCGACAGAAAAACUCAAGCACCACAAAAUCAUCUUCGUGGUGGGUGGCCCUGGCUCAGGGAAGGGGACCCAGUGUGAGAAGAUUGUGCAGAAGUAUGGCUACACCCACCUGUCCACGGGGGACCUGCUGCGGGCAGAGGUCAGCUCAGGCUCGGAGCGGGGCAAGAAGCUGCAGGCCAUCAUGGAGAAGGGCGAGCUGGUACCCCUGGACACAGUGCUGGACAUGCUGAGGGAUGCCAUGGUGGCCAAAGCAGACGUGUCCAAGGGCUUCCUCAUUGACGGCUACCCCCGCGAGGUGAAGCAGGGAGAAGAGUUUGAGAAGAAGAUCGCCCCCCCCACGCUGCUGCUCUAUGUGGAUGCGGGGAAGGAGACAAUGGUGAAACGCUUGCUGAAGCGAGGUGAGACCAGUGGGCGGGUGGAUGACAACGAGGAGACCAUCAAGAAGCGUUUAGAGACCUACUACAAGGCUACUGAGCCUGUCAUUGCCUUCUACAAGAGCAGAGGCAUCGUCCGCCAGCUCAACGCAGAGGCCUCCGUGGAUGAGGUUUUCCAGCAGGUCUGCACCCACCUCGACAGCCUGUAGGCGAAUCCCCAGCCCCAGGCCCCCCGGCACACUCCGGCAGAGACAGCGGAAGAGGCUUUAUCCUGUUUUCGUGGACGGAGCCGUGCGGAGGAAAUUUCAAGGACAUUAUGUUUGGCUCUUUCCCGUCUCUCCCCAGUAAAGUUCACUUUAAUGA